This is a messenger RNA of Branchiostoma belcheri (Belcher's lancelet), 3772 nucleotides long. RefSeq names its product germinal-center associated nuclear protein-like. The coding region runs from base 41 to 3772 and encodes 1243 amino acids. Gene Ontology annotation, cellular component: transcription export complex 2; nucleus; cytoplasm. NCBI's taxonomy places the organism in Eukaryota, Metazoa, Chordata, Leptocardii, Amphioxiformes, Branchiostomatidae. The transcript is spliced from 19 exons. Gene Ontology annotation, biological process: mRNA export from nucleus. The record is from RefSeq and is a predicted model, not a curated record. Gene Ontology annotation, molecular function: RNA binding.
GCAAUCAGCUAUUCCGGAGAAGAGACAAUUUAUUAUAAAGAUGAGCACCCCCGGGAGCUUUGCUCAGAAGAAGAAAAAGGAAGCCUUGCGGAGGCUCUCCCAGGGGUUUGACAGAACACCACGAGGUGUAGGGAGAGGGGGCGGACCAGACAGAGGAGGGCGGGAGAGGGGACCAGGUGCAAGGAAACGGUGGCCAAGUGACAGAGCUCCUGGAGCCGGGGCCAAGAGAAGAGUCAGUGUGGAAGCAGGAAGCAGGGUGAACCUAUUUGCACAGCAGGCUGAAACGAUUUUCAGUGGUGCCGGCCGUGACCAGUUUGCGAACGUCUUUGCUGCAACAUCAGCCAAGAGUGAGGAUGCCACAUCUCAGUCAUCCAGUCAAGCUCUGGGGCCGGCAGCUCUGGAGAGCAGCAGUGCUGCCUUCCCCACAGCGGGAACACAAGGCUUCGGUGUGUUUGGCUCACCAUCACCAUCAUCAGCUAGUAAGAAUCUCAGCUCCAGAUUUGGCGGGCAGGCUGUGUUCGGAGCAGCAUCAACAAGUACCACUGGUGGCUUCAACUUCACCACCACCGACUCCAAAGCCAGCUUCGGUACUGGCGAGACCGCCACGACUGGAGGGUUUGGUGGCAAGCCAGCCUUCGGCACCACUGGUGUAGCCAAACCUUCCUUGUCAUUCAGUACAAACACCGAUAAGGGUGCGGGUUCUCCCGGCUUUGGUGGAGGCAGCCCGUUCAGGGGUGACAUCCCGUCUUUUGCAAGUCAGACAUUCGGACAGACGUCCGGUGGUCCAUCUGGAUUUCCACCAUCAUCAGGCUCAGCGAACUUCCCCUCAGCUGGGGCUUCAAUAUUCGGACGGCAGGACCAGCAGGGCUCUGUGUUUGCCAAACAAGAGGAAACGAAAACAGGAGCUGGUGUUUUUGGAGGAAAGGGACAAGACACGGCAAACCCGAGUAAGGAUAACAAAGGAACAUUCCUCAGCAGUGCAGGGAGGGAGGGAAGCCCCAGUAGAAGACCAGUGAUUGACAGGACUUCGGUGUUGAAGCGAGCUCUGACUGAUGCUGCUGAUGAUGCUGCCAAAAAAGUCAGCAGAAGAGUAAAUGUGCAGUCAAGCCAAUCAGGACAGAUGAAAGUUCCCCAGAAAACUGCAGCAGCAGGGGAGGCAGUAGAUGAUCCUGACUUGGAGCCGUACCAACCCCUGGCCCGGCCCAGACUUUCAUCUUCUGACUCACAGUCAGGUGCUGGAAGGAGGUUCCUGACAAAAGAAGAAGCCAGCACUAGAACCACUCUGCGCUGUUCAGACAUCCCCAGAACGUGCAACGACAAGGACUUCCUCAGACGGCACUUUUCCAAGUUCGGAAAGGUGGUCAGGGUCCAUCCCAACCCUGAGAAAAAGACAGCCGUCGUCGCCUUUGCUGAUCAUCAAGCCGCCUCCGACGCCAAACGGAAGGGCCGUCUGCUGAAGAAGGGAACUCGGCCGAUCACCAUCUUCUGGGGAGCCGGAAAAACCUCUCCCAAGGGGAAAGCUGCAACAGAUGCAGGCGCUGCAGCAUCAAGAGCAGAGCCCAUCGCCAGCACUUCAGGACUCAGCUCUGGCAUAAGGAAGUCUGCACAGGGGGCAGCUCCUAAACCUGAGGCCGUGAGGUCUGGAGCAGCAGCAGGCAGUGAGAGGAGGGAGAGGGAGGGGGAGAAGAAGCCCACCAUGGGGAUAACCAGCCUGGGGAAACUGAGGGGGAUGGCGGGGAAGACCGCCUACGAGAAGUUUCAGAUCCUGGAACAGAGAGAUCGCAUCAUCAGGCAGGGAUCGAAGAAGCAGACAGACCUGGCCACGGCUAAGGUGGUGGUCGGCACGUGUCGGGACAUGUGUCCGGAGAAGGAGCGCUACGAACGAGAGUUCCAGAACAGGCUCUCCGUCUUCGAGACGCUUCCCGAGGAUGACAACCGCAUCGACCAUGCAAAGGCGGUGAAGGAGUACGCGCGCUCGUCUGCGGAUAAGGAGGAGCCGCUGCCCCACGAGCUGCGGCCGCCGGCAGUGCUGACCCUCACCAUGGACUACCUGGUCAACAAUGUGCUGGACACGGGGCGGGACGGGAACUGGGGAGACUGGUACGACUUUGUGUGGAACAGGACCAGGGGCAUCAGGAAGGACAUCACCCAGCAGCUGCUGACAGACCCCACGGCAGUGGACCUGACAGAGAAGUGCGCCCGCUUCCACAUCCACUGUGCCCACCAGCUGUGCCAGGAGCCCAUGACGGUCUUCGACCCCAAGAUCAACAACGAGAACCUGACCAAGUGUCUGCAGAGCCUGAAGCAGUUCUACCACGACCUGACCGUGGACGGGAGAUUCUGCCCCAACGAGGGCGAGUUCCGUGCCUACGAGCUGCUGCUCAACCUCAACCAGGGAGACAUCCUCAGAGAGGUUCAGCAGCUCCGACCCGAGGUCAGGAAUUCCCCACAGAUGAAGUUCGCCCUGCAGGUCUUCUCUGCCCUCAACAACAACAACUUUGUCCGCUUCUUCAAACUGCUGUGGGCAGCCCCGUACCUGCCUGCCUGUAUCAUGCACAGAUACCUCACACAGGUCCGUACACAGUCGAUCAAGGUGAUGAACCGAGCCUACUCCAUCACGGGUCGCACCACCCAGUUCCCGGUGGAGGAUUACAUGCGCAUGAUGGGGUUUGAGGAUGAGGAUGAGACUGCCAUCUUCAGCGAGGCGUUUGGGCUGGCAGUGCUGGAUGGUGCGGUAGGCUUCAACCGUACAACCUUUAUAGAAGGGGAGAGUGUGCCCCGGCCCAGGAGGUGUGCUGUCAUUGUCAGCAAGAGGACAGUUUCUGUCGGAGAGAUAGUGCAGGGUAGUCCUCUCCCUCCCAACAUGGUCCAUGUGCCAAACAACAGUUUUGAUGCAGCAGGUUUUUACAUAGGAGACAACCAGUCUGAUGUUACUAUGGAUACCCAGCUGGUGAAAGAAGCACCAGUGCCUGCUGUAGAAGACCCCCCCAGGACAGAACCCCCACCCCCCUACACUCAGCCCCCUGCGCCCCCUGUCGCCGUGUCCCCUCCCUCACCUGCAAAACCCCCUGCACCACGCUUCUCCAACGAGGCCAUAAAGGAGGUAGCUCGGGACCUUUUCCUGGAGGUUAUCCAGGAGUUCUGCCAGAACAUCUCGUCCCACAUGGUGGGUCUGGCAGACAUCAUCAAGGGCUCAGCUCUGUACCUGGAGGACUUCAUACAGCAGAGCGUCACCGACAUGGCGAAGGGUGUCGUACAGGAGGUGGUGAACGAGGAGAGGGCCAGGAUACUCCGGGAAAGGCUAGCUGCAGAGAGAGCAGAGGAGCUGAGGCAUUGUCAGGAGAGAGCAACAGAAGUAGUAUGUCAGGAGCUGGUGGAGGAACUUUUGCGGGAGGAGACUGUUUCUUUGGCCACUGCUCAAGCCAGGGAGGUUCUUCUCCAACUGAAGAAGGAGUCUGUGGAGAGAUGUACAGUGGACAUCAGCAGUGCUGUACAGGAGGAGGUAGUAGUAGAGUGUGUCCGGGACGUAUGUCAGGAGGUGGUGAGGGCAGCGGAGGACCUGCGAGACCAGCGGCUGGCUGAGCUGGAGCAGUGUGUACAGCUGGCUCAGACUGCAAGGAUCUGGAGAAGGUGGCGCACCAGCUAUGCCAUGAGGAAGCGCCUUCGCCGCUCUAUGCAGGAGUUCCCCAGCACGACCACACAGAGACUUCCCUGGCAGAAAAUCAGGGCUUUCUUCAGAAGGAAGAGACCUGUUGCCAAUCCCAUGAGGUAG